This is a messenger RNA of Cercocebus atys (sooty mangabey), 5943 nucleotides long. It is a transcript of the gene SPART, whose product is annotated as spastic paraplegia 20 (Troyer syndrome). The coding region runs from base 1308 to 3308 and encodes 666 amino acids. NCBI's taxonomy places the organism in Eukaryota, Metazoa, Chordata, Mammalia, Primates, Cercopithecidae. The transcript has 10 exons. The record is from RefSeq and is a predicted model, not a curated record. Gene Ontology annotation, biological process: cell division; negative regulation of BMP signaling pathway. Gene Ontology annotation, cellular component: plasma membrane.
UGCAGUAGCUGGGAUUACAGGCGAGAGCUCAUUUAAUUUUCUUGACAGAUAGUCUUCUGAUCCAUGAACUGAUUUGAAUCUAUCAUUUACUAACCCUGUUCUUGGGCAAGCUGCUCUAUAUUUGUAAAACAUUUUAAAAAUCAGAUAUCAACCUCUAAGAGUGAGAAUUGGAUAACCUUAGAAAAGUGCCAGACACAUUUAGAGAGCCUAACAAAAGAUAGCAAAUUUUGGUGCUUCUAAAGGCCAGAGACAGACCAUGUCCAUUAUAUCUUUGCCAUAUAUAAUAGUAGUGAGUGAUUUUUAAAGCAGUACUUUUAACUUGCUUGUGAGCCCCGAAAUAAUUUUUGUAAAACUGUCCCUCUUGCACACUUUUGGUUAACUUAGAGCAUUUUACAUCAUGCGUUAGUUGAAAAGGAUGCAAUUUCCCACAUGGGAUUGAUAUUAACAUUUUAAUAUGUUGGUACAUCAAUCUUUUAACUGUGUUCAGUGGAGUAUCGUAUCUUUGUAGUUUUAUAUCCAUCACCAUCAAUUUUUAAAAUACAUUAUAUUUUACACACUUCCUUUUUGAAAAAAUUUUACUUUUUUAUCACCCCUACCCCACAGAAUAUUAUCUUAAGAUAAUGUAUUUUUAUGCUUGAAAGCUUUUUAUCAAUCUCUGUGAUACAUGUCUUUAAUAACAAUGUUUAUAUAAAUUGAAACUAAGUUUAAAAAUUUCCUAUAACUAAUUUUGUAAGUUGUAAUUUUUCUUUUGGGUUGAGUUAUUAUAAAUAGUUGAUCAGAAUAGCAUAAACACCUGAUGGAUUUUAAUGAAGAAUAAUUAUUAAAAGUAGAAGUUUACUGGAAAUCUGUUUCUUAAUGGAAUGGAUAGUGGGAGUUGUGCCUAAAUUAAAGGAGGGUCUUUGAACCCUUUGACUUAUUGUUUGUUGGUAGGAAGGCUUUUCCAUCCUGGGGCAGUGUACCAUAGUAAGAAUAGGAGUGGGUGAGAAGUAUUCCUUUGUUUCGUAAAGUGGAAGAUUGUGAAAGGAUUAAAACUAGCAUGAUAACUGAACAGUGGGCAUAUUCUCAGGCAGUUCAGUUUAGUGAGGAAUACUCAUGGGAGUAAAGGAUCUGGAAGCCUUUUUCUUAAAAUUACACAUGUUGUUGGUGUAUGCCCCAUGGAAGACUUUAUUUGUUCCCAGUUUGAAGACCAUUUAGAGUGAUAAUUCUCAGCGGGCGACGAUUUUGCUGCCCAAGAGUCAUCUUAGUGGGAUUUGGGGAAGCAACAGGGCUGUGUAGGGUAACCUGCCACCUUUAAGUGGAAAUCAGAAAUGGAGCAAGAGCCACAAAAUGGAGAACCUGCUGAAAUUAAGAUCAUCAGAGAAGCAUAUAAGAAGGCCUUUUUGUUUGUUAACAAAGGUCUAAAUACAGAUGAAUUAGGUCAGAAGGAAGAAGCAAAGAACUACUAUAAGCAAGGAAUAGGACACCUGCUCAGAGGGAUCAGCAUUUCAUCAACAGAGUCUGAACACACAGGCCCUGGGUGGGAAUCUGCUAGACAAAUGCAACAGAAAAUGAAAGAAACACUACAGAAUGUACGCACCAGGCUGGAAAUUCUAGAGAAGGGUCUUGCAACUUCUCUACAGAAUGAUCUUCAGGAGGUGCCCAAGUUAUAUCCAGAAUUUCCACCUAAAGACAUGUGUGAAAAAUUGCCAGAGCCUCAGUCUUUUAGUUCAGCUCCUCAGCAUGCUGAAGUAGAUGGAAACACCUCAACUCCAAGUGCAGGGGCAGUUGCUGCGCCUGCUUCUCUCUCUUUACCAUCCCAAAGUUGUCCAGCAGAAGCUCCUCCUGCUUAUACUCCUCAGGCUGCUGAAGGUCACUACACUGUAUCCUAUGGAACGGAUUCUGGGGAGUUUUCAUCAGUUGGAGAAGAGUUUUAUAGGAAUCAUUCUCAGCCGCCGCCUCUUGAGACUUUAGGGCUAGAUGCAGAUGAAUUGAUUUUGAUACCAAAUGGAGUACAGAUUUUUUUUGUAAAUCCUGCAGGGGAGGUUAGUGCACCUUCGUAUCCUGGGUACCUUCGAAUUGUGAGGUUUUUGGAUAAUUCUCUUGAUACGGUUCUAAACCGUCCUCCUGGGUUUCUUCAGGUUUGUGACUGGUUGUAUCCUCUAGUUCCUGAUAGAUCUCCAGUUCUGAAAUGUACUGCAGGAGCCUACAUGUUUCCUGAUACAAUGCUGCAAGCAGCAGGAUGCUUUGUGGGGGUCGUCCUGUCCUCUGAGUUACCAGAGGAUGAUAGAGAGCUCUUUGAGGAUCUAUUAAGGCAAAUGUCUGACCUUCGGCUCCAGGCCAACUGGAACAGAGCAGAAGAAGAAAAUGAAUUCCAAAUCCCUGGAAGAACUAGACCCUCCUCUGACCAACUAAAAGAAGCCUCGGGCACUGAUGUGAAACAGUUGGACCAAGGCAAUAAGGAUGUACGUCAUAAAGGAAAACGUGGAAAAAGGGCUAAAGAUACUUCAAGUGAAGAAGUUAACCUGAGUCACAUUGUACCAUGUGAGCCAGUUCCAGAAGAAAAAUCAAAAGAAUUACCUGAAUGGAGUGAGAAAGUGGCUCACAACAUUUUGUCAGGUGCUUCCUGGGUGAGUUGGGGUUUAAUCAAAGGUGCUGAGUUUACUGGCAAAGCAAUUCAGAAAGGUGCUUCUAAACUCCGAGAGCGGAUUCAACCAGAAGAAAAACCUGUGGAAGUUAGUCCAGCUGUCACCAAGGGACUUUAUAUAGCGAAGCAAGCUACAGGAGGAGCAGCAAAAGUCAGUCAGUUCCUGGUUGAUGGAGUUUGCACUGUAGCGAAUUGCGUUGGAAAAGAACUAGCUCCACAUGUCAAGAAGCAUGGAAGCAAACUAGUUCCAGAAUCUCUUAAAAAAGACAAAGAUGGGAAAUCUCCUCUGGAUGGUGCCAUGGUUGUAGCAGCAAGUAGUGUUCAAGGAUUUUCAACUGUUUGGCAAGGAUUGGAAUGUGCAGCUAAAUGCAUUGUUAACAAUGUUUCAGCAGAAACUGUACAAACUGUCAGAUAUAAAUACGGGUAUAAUGCAGGAGAAGCUACCCACAAUGCGGUGGAUUCUGCAGUCAAUGUUGGCGUAACUGCCUACAAUAUUAACAACAUUGGUAUCAAAGCAAUGGUGAAGAAAACUGCAACACAAACAGGACACACUCUCCUUGAGGACUAUCAGAUAGUUGAUAAUUCUCAGAGGGAAAAUCAAGAAGGAGCAGCAAAUGUCAACGUGAGAGGGGAGAAGGAUGAGCAGACGAAGGAAGUAAAGGAGGCAAAGAAGAAAGAUAAAUGAUGAAGUGCUGGGAAUCACCUAUACCAAAGCCUUAUGAAAUGGAUGAAAUUUUGUUAUGUAAGCAAAUGUGGAAUUCCUCACAGAUUAACCAGUAUUUUUUAAAUGUAUUCAUUCCUACAAAUUAACUUUCAUAAAUUUUAUGGCAUGUCUUCUAUUUAAAAGGAAAAGAAUAAGUAUUCUUGCGUCUGGCCUUAGAAAUGUGAAGUAAUAUUCUCAAGUUUAUUUUUUCCAAGUGUAGCUGAAAUAUUUUUGCAGGUAAAAUAAAGCUAAUAAUACAUGUGCUAUUUAGACCUUAUUAAACCUAAUGUUGAACUAUUUUUAUAUCUGCUAUAUUUCAGAAAGCAAAUUAGGAAACUAUAUAUUUGCUUAAAAAUUGGCAUUUAGUAACCUUAAUUCUUUUUAUAGAAGGCUUAAAGUAUUGUCUCCUCUUUUUGCACUAAGUGUGGAUUUUUUUAGAUGCUUCUCAAAAUUUUCAGUGUGUAAGCUAAACCUAAUCCUAAACUAAGAAUUCUCAGAAAGACUUGUUCAAAACGGAAAGACUGCUGAAAAGUAAAUGGACUACUUUUGUAACUUACCUGUUUGUUAGGAAAUGGAAUGGUCUUUUUGAUUUAAAAUGAAUAAAAAUAGAUGAUUACAUCUUUUGUAUUGAGACCGAUUGUUCUCUUAUGAGCCUAGGACAUUUGGGAACAUGAUUGUUUUGUAUUAAAAUUCAAAGUGAUUAUUAUCAGCUUAAUUGGAUUAAAAAAGUACUUCAAGAAAUUAUUUUAUCAUAUCUGCUUCUGUUUUUCCAAAAGGUUAAAACUUGUAAAAUAUAUAUAUAUAUAUAUAUAAACACAGAAUUGAGUUAAAUAAUGGUAAACAUUUUUAUUCUGGGAUUCGAUCAUUGGAAUUUAUAUUAAAAGACAAGUUAUUAAAAAGGAAAGGUUCGUUCAUAAUCAAGGUAAAGAAUAUGAAAACCUUAGGCGUAAUCCAUGGUGGAUAGGCAUUAUGGUUUCCACUUUGGCAGGAGGCAGACUAUUCACAGACCUGUUUACUUACAUGGGCUAAAAAACUAUGUAACUAAAUACCUAAUGGUAUUUUAUUUUUGUUUACUGAAUUUAAGAGAUUGGUGUUAGUUUUCAUAGCUGUAGUCCAUUCUAAUAAUUUCUGAUCUUCUAGUGGCUACUUAGACAUUAUUUGAAGCUGUCUGAAGAAUGCACUUUAUGAAUUAAAAAACUCUGAAUUGCCUGACCUCAUUAUCACAUGGGCUUAUAUUUUGGGAACACAUGGAACUGAUGUAGGCUUUUCCUAAGACCAAGGAUAAUGUACUAGUUGACAAAAUGGAAAUAAAAGUGAAUUGGUAAAUAGCUUACAGUCUAUGCUUUAAGAAAUAGAAUGGCACUUCAUAUAUUCUCAUUUGUGGGAGCUAAAAAUUACAAUAAUCGAACUUAUGGAGAUAGAGAGUAGAAUGAUGGUUAUCAGAGGCUGGGAGGCAUUGAAGGGAUAGGAAGGGAAGUGAGGUUGAUUAAUGGGUAUGAAAAUACAGUUAGUUAGAACGAAUUAGUUCUAGUGUUUGAUAGCCUAACAGGGUGACUACAGUCAGCAAUAACUUUUUAUACAUUUAAAAAUAAAAGAGCGUAAUUGGGACGUUUGUAACACAAAUGAAUGCUUGAAGCAGUAGAUACACCCUGAUGUAAUUAUUAUGAAUCAUAUACCUGUAUCAAAAUACCUCAUGUAUCCCAUACAUAUAUACACCUACCACGUACCCAUAAAAAUUAAAAAUUUUAAAAAAUUUAAAAAGAAAUGGAAUGGCAAAUAAUGGAAUGUAAACUUUAAAUAGUUAGCUUUGACCAGAGGUCAGCAAAUAUCCUCCAUGGGCUAAAUCCAGAUGGCCACCUGUUUUCAAGCCUAACUUAUUCACACUCUCUGGCCCUUUGCAGAAAAAGUGUGCUGUCUUAGACUCUAGAAAAUGGACUUUUCCCACCAUUCAUUGAAUCAUUAGGAGAUAGGCAUCUUCUAAAGAUUUUUUUAUAUUUUGUAAUAAUUGAUACAUAGAUAAAAUUGUAUAUUACAUGUAAGGUAUGAUGAGUAACAGAAUUAAUACUUAAAAACUCAUCACACCUAACUAAAGACACGGAAAGCUGCCAAUUACAUAUAUGUAUGUUCUUCCUAUUUUCUUACCUCUUUCCCCACAUCAUUUUUUAUUGUUCCUUGCCCUUUUUUAAUCACACAUGUAUAUUCUUCAAACAUACUGUUUCAUUUUUUGAAGCUUUCUACAUAUAGUGUCUGAAUGUGAAGUCUUACUCGCUUUUUUGAGUUUAUGUUUAAAAUUCUUGUGCUUAUAUGCAUGGAUGGUUUAGUUGCUCUGUAGUAUUCUGUUUGAGUAUACCACAUCAAGUGUUCAUUUUCCUAUCAGUUGACAUUUGUUUUUAGUUUUUGUUGGUAGAAACAGUACACUCAAAAAAUACUUGACUGUCCCCUGGUACACAUAUGCAAGAGACUUUAUACAUAAGAAUGGAGUUGUUGGCUUGUCAAUUUUGCAAAAUAAUGCCAGGUAUUUUCCAAAAUGAUGAUAUUCUCUUGAGUAGUACUUCCGGAACUUUGCAAUGUUUUAUUGUUAAUGUAGCAUAUAUAAAAAAGUAUCUCAUAAUUUUAA